UGUGAGCAAAUGGAUAAACUACAGCAGAUGAAAGACACCCUCCAGCUUAGUAUUGAAAGACAUAAAGACGACCUGUACAGUUUAAGUCGGGACAUUUGGAGCCGACCAGAACUGGCUGGAGAAGAGACGCAUGCGCACGACAGGCUGGUCAGCUUCUUCUCUCAGGACGAAGCAUGGACGGUAGAAAGUCACUUCAAAAUGCAUACCGCUUUUCGUGCCAGCUGGGGCCCGGUGGGCGGCAGGGAGGGUGAGUCGGUGCUGAACGUGGGGUUCCUGUGCGAGUACGACGCACUGCCGGGUAUCGGGCACGCAUGCGGGCACAACCUGAUAGCAGAGGUGGGAGCUGCCGCCGCCUUGGGGCUGAAAGCUGCCCUAUCAGAAAACCACACUGAACUCCCUGCCCCGGUGAAGAUAACUGUUAUUGGAACUCCUGCAGAGGAGGAUAUAGGAGGAAAGAUUCUCCUACAGAAGGCAGGGGCCUUCUCUGACCUCCACCUCAUCUUCAUGGCUCAUCCAGCUCAGCAAGACACUUCUUUCCAGCCCUGCGUAGCACUAGAUGAGGUGUCAGUAAAGUACCAUGGGAAGGCGUCACAUGCUGCUGCGUACCCUUGGGAGGGAGUGAACGCGCUGGAUGCUGCUGUGCUGGCCUACAGCAACCUCUCUGCUCUGAGACAGCAGCUCAAACCAGAAUGGAGGCUCCACGGCAUCAUUAAACAUGGCGGGGUGAAGCCCAACAUCAUCCCUGACUUCACUGAGUUACAGUUUUAUCUGCGCACCCCGUUGGCAAAGGAUCUUUGUGUCCUGAAGGGAAAGGCUGAGGCUUGCUUCAGGGCGGCCGCAGUCGCCACAGGCUGCAAAGUGGAGAUAACGUACCCGAGUCUCGAAUACCAUAACAUUCUGCCUAAUGCCACACUUGCAAACCUGUAUGAAAAUAAUGGAAAAGCUUUGGGGAUUCAGUUUCCAGAGCAGCCAGACAACUUUUCUGGUUCAACUGACUUUGGCAACAUUUCAUUCAUUGUUCCUGGAAUCCAUCCUUUCUUCUACAUCUGCACUGAUGCGUUUAAUCACACGGAGGAAUACACAGAAGCAGCAGGAGCUGAGAAGGCCCAGUUGUUCACCCUGAGGACAGCCAAAGCUCUGGCUAUGACAGCUGUGGAUGUAGUUUGCUGUCCUGAUCUGCUGAGCCAAGUGAGAGAGGACUUCAGGCUGGCCAAGCUGCAACAGGAGAGAUGACAAGAAGUCAGCAAAACAGCUUCGACAGUUCCAAAAAUACAAUGAAUAAAUUGUCUUACUCUGCAGAUAACACUGGCAUGUUGACAGUUAUGAUGAUCAAUGUGCUCUUUUCAUAAAAAAAAGAAAUACAUUUAAAUAAAUGUUUUAUAGCUGA
Messenger RNA from Labrus mixtus (cuckoo wrasse), 1387 nucleotides. RefSeq names its product peptidase M20 domain-containing protein 2-like. The transcript is spliced from 7 exons. Gene Ontology annotation, molecular function: dipeptidase activity. Bases 10 to 1233 code for a protein of 407 amino acids. Lineage: Eukaryota; Metazoa; Chordata; Actinopteri; Labriformes; Labridae. The record is from RefSeq and is a predicted model, not a curated record.